Molecule: messenger RNA, 1155 nt
Organism: Chaetomium strumarium
Lineage: Eukaryota; Fungi; Ascomycota; Sordariomycetes; Sordariales; Chaetomiaceae
Product: Inositolphosphorylceramide synthase subunit Kei1-domain-containing protein
Exons: 6
Coding region: 1-1155 (384 amino acids)
Biological process (GO): inositol phosphoceramide metabolic process
Cellular component (GO): inositol phosphoceramide synthase complex; Golgi membrane
Molecular function (GO): inositol phosphoceramide synthase regulator activity
Source: RefSeq, a predicted model, not a curated record
AUGGACGCACUAUACUUCACCGUGUUGGACGCUAUGUCAGUCUGGUGCACAGUCACCAUGCACUCGCUGUACUUCGUGCACUUCUGUGGUAAAUAUUACCGCCGACGAGACCGUCUGCUUCGGGAAGGAGUUGGCGCUGUCAUAGAGAGUAGGAGAAUGCCAAGCGCCAGGGAAGAAGCUCAUCGCAUGCAGCCAAUGCCGAGUGCGAAAUCUGCCAAAACUGAAACAUUGGGUCAACUUGCCGACGCAUCCGACGCCUCAACGUACACAGUCAGCAGCAAGCACGUGGUGGCCAACGCAGGGUCGCACCACUGGCGAGAGAGACCGAAACAUACGAUCCGCAACGCUCUGCGUUCUGGGAACGACAUUGGGCCGGAGUUCAACAUGCCGUCAAUACCGAAGACUUCAUGGCUUAGGGUGCCCCGUCCGAGGUCUUUCCUCGGCCUGCUCUCCCUCCAAACAGGCACCGAACUGAUCUCGGUCGCGCUGGUAUUCAACAAGGCGACCGGCGUCUACGGCCUCCUCACGCUGUUCACGGGCUACUCGCUCUCCGCGCUCCAGGUGACGGCGUACCUCGGCUCGAUCCUCGUCCUCGUCGCGCUCGCGCUCUGCGUCCCCCACAUCCGCAAACAGAGCCCCCUGCAGAACCUCGCUCUCGCUUGGGUCUACGCCAUCGACACGGUCGUCAGUGCCGCCUACACUACCGCCUUCGCGACGAGCUGGUAUCUCGCGUUGCGGAACGACCCGACGGGCCCCGCGGGCCAUGAGGAGGCGCCGGGGACGCAAAGUGCUAAUGGACAGGUGCGGCGCGACGGUGGCCAGGCCAAGGCUGCAGCUGGCGUGGAGGAUACUGCGGCAAGCAUGGUGCUCAUCGUCGCUUUCUCGCUCGUGCGGGUAUACUUCAGCCUUGUGGUCAUGGCAUAUGCUCGGAUGGUGCUGCUGCGGUUCGUGGACGAGAGGAUGGCUGACGCGGAAGACGUGUCCGGCACGACCGCCGACCCGUUUGCCGUCGGCGCUCCCCUUGGCGAAGGGUGGAGGGGACAGUUGGGAAGGGCGAUGGUGUCGGUAGGGAGAGGCUACUGGCUGGGCGGCAAGAAAGAGGACGAGGAAUGGGCACGGCGGGUCAAAGCCAAGUUCCGGAGCACCAGAGAGUGA